AUGCAUGCAAACCUGUCCUCUCUUGUCGUCUUUCCAAACGACACUCCCCCACCGUUCCCUGCCUCCCCCAGUCCAGCUGGCGUCGAGCAGGCCAAUCAGCCCCGGCUGCCGGUUCUGGCUGGUUUUUCCAGGUCGACUCCCCCCCUGGACGCAACGGCCAGAUGCACCAUCAAAGUGGCUUCCCGGACUGGCGUCCGCCCUGUCCCCAGCGCUGGGCUCUCUCCACCCCUGCCUGGUCCAUCUGACCCCGCGCCGGGGCUUAAGCAGGCAGUCGCUGAGCUGGCUCAACUCCAGAGCCAGUCGCUGCUCUGCCUCCCGCAGGCAGGGCCACCGACGUCGUUCAACGUGGUCGCACACGGCAGUUUCGGCCUGAUCCGCGGUCCUGGCGCCUCUGCUGACCGACCCCGUCUGGGCGGCAGAGGCUUGACUACCAGCUCCGUGGAUAUCGCCUCUCUGCUUCGAAUUCCAGCCUCAAACGAGCCCUCCGUGUCCCACACAAGACAGCUUCGACCUGCCUCCGUGCCAUCAACUCCUACGACUACUCCUCAUGACCUCCUCCCUUCACGUGUAGGGCCUUUGCCUGUAGUUCCGACGCUCGUCCCGAGUAAUCGGCGCAGUAUGACACCUCACGUUCCAGACCAGCCAGUCAAGAAACAAAGCAAAUGGUCUCCCGAGGAGGAUGCCGUCAUUAUCGAGCUCCGUGGGAGAGGCAUGAAGUGGGAAGAUGUUUCCAAGCGACUUCCGGGACGCAGUGCCAUCAGCUGUCGGCUUCACUACCAGAACUAUCUCGAAAGACGCAGUGAGUGGGAUGAGGAACGCAAGAAUAAGCUCGCUAGGCUCUAUGAGAGAUUCAAAUCUGAUAUGUGGGCCAAGGUGGCUGAAGAAUUGGCUGUUCCCUGGCGAGCAGCCGAAGCGAUGCACUGGCAGCUUGGAGAGGCGGAUAUGGCUCGACGAGCUGGAGUAGUUCCUUUCUCUCUCGCUGCCGUCAACAAUGAGGCGGCGAGCAACAGGGCCAUGGCCAGUCGAAACCAGGCGCCGAUUCAGCCACUCGAUAGUAGCAAUCUUCGUGAUGUCAAGCCACCAUCUCCUCACUCGAGCUACAGCCGUGGCCAGCUCAUGCCCCCCAUGACACCUGCACGAACAUCUCGACGAGGACCUAUCAACUCUCAACCACCUCCCCCACCGCAUGCGCGACCAAUGCUACCUCCCCAUCCCCAACACCUGCAUCAAACACCCCAUUCCUCCCCCCACGCAGUAGUGCCAGGACCAUCGGCUCCGCAACAGCAGCAGCAGCAGCCGCCGCCGCCGCCGCCGCCGCCGGCAACUGCCACUGCUUUGCCACACCCUCAUCCUGAUUACCGCCGCAGCCCGGGUCCUGGUCUUGCCCCAAUUCAACCUCACCCUCCGUCUCACAACGCCGGCCCUCUGCCAAGCCUUGCACAGUUGACUACAGGAAUGAGUCCGUAUGGCCCGCCAAGCGGACCGCCAACACCAACAUCUCUGCCUGCGAUCAAUAACCCUUCGAUGCCUCGUUAUAUGCCAUUGGAACCACAACAGACAGGAACAAAGCGGCGAGCGAGUCCUGAUAUGACAAGGCCGGAUGGUGCUCAUAGGCGAAGACUGGCAUAA
Messenger RNA from Trichoderma gamsii, 1629 nucleotides. RefSeq lists its product as hypothetical. NCBI's taxonomy places the organism in Eukaryota, Fungi, Ascomycota, Sordariomycetes, Hypocreales, Hypocreaceae. The record is from RefSeq and is a predicted model, not a curated record. Gene Ontology annotation, cellular component: nucleus. Gene Ontology annotation, biological process: regulation of DNA-templated transcription. The coding region runs from base 1 to 1629 and encodes 542 amino acids. Gene Ontology annotation, molecular function: DNA-binding transcription factor activity, RNA polymerase II-specific; RNA polymerase II cis-regulatory region sequence-specific DNA binding. The transcript has 3 exons.